AUGUACUCUGCCACCAGCCCGACUCCCCUCCUCGCUCUGGCUUCUUGGCCGUCUUCCGCCACCAAAUCAAUCAAACGACCAUCAUCCAGGAAGCCCUCGUCUUCAGCGAAGCUCCAAUCAGCCCCCCGCAAAUGUCGAGCGCUGCUUACGCGCAUCGUGUAUCUCCUAUACGUGGGCGAGAACUUCAACACACAAGAGGCUACUACUCUCUUGUUCGGCGCUACUAAGCUAUUCCAGCCUAAAGAUAGCGCCCUGCGGCAGGCGGUAUACCUGACCAUUAAGGAACUCGCAACGACCACGGAAAAUGUCAUAAGGCUACCGAGCAGCAUCCAAAAAGACAUGCAACCCAACGCGGAGGUUAUCUAUCGGCCCAAUGCCAUUCGGGCCCUUUGCCAUAUCAUCGACCCUUCUAUGGCUCAAGGUGUCCAACGGUUUUUCAAAGCUGUCAUCGUCGACCGAAACCCUUCCAUUUCAUCUGCUUCGUUGAUCUUGUUCUCCCACUGUCUUCUCCCAAGCCUGUUCUUCAAUUCUCCGCUACUUGAACGCUUGCUGCUCUCUCGCCGUCACCCAUCCGCCGCUUGCAAUGUUGAUCUCGAAAGUCUCAUCGCAGACCAGAACCGCAGCGUUGCUACCUAUGACAUCACUACUACUCUGCUCCAGACUGGUCACGAAGCCUCUGUCGACUGUCUCAUCAAACAGAUGAUUACCAGCUUCAUGUCCGAAAUCCGCAAAUCAUUGUCGGCGCCGUCCGCUCUCUUUUGCCACGCAAUCCCUGCCAAGCACGCCGCUAUACCCAAUUUCCUUUCUGGUGUCCUUCGCGACGAGGGUGGCUAUGGUUUUAAACGAGUAAGCGCUGUCGCAUCGCCGCGAGGUCAUUGGGGAUUGCGAGUUUACAAAACUCUCUAUUCGCAUCCUUUACUUGCUCGGUCUCAAGGGGCCCAAAGCUUCCCAACCCGCCAAAUUCAUUCGUUUCAUCUGCUAUCGCGUUGUCCUGGAAAUGCGGCCGUGCGAGCUGCCGCUGUGUCCAGCUUGGCCAAAUUUGGCCUCAAUUUCAACCGCGAGGCCCUUAACCAAAGUGUUGGUGUCCUUUCUAGACGAUGUCUUGAUGACGUCGAUGAUGAAGUUCGCGACCGUGCUGCUAUGUACCUCAAGGUAUUCAGGAAGCAAACCCUUGCCGAACCACACGUGAAGGAUGGUUUGUCUUUGGCUGCUUUGGAGUCGAAGCAUGUUGCCUACGUCAAGGAUUCUGCUGCUUCUGCACAAGCGUUUGAAGUUUCUGGUACUCCUCAAGAUCAGCCAUGCUCAAACCACCGCCGGCGAGGUUGCCCGACCCAGCUCAUUGGAUAA
Mycena indigotica is the source of this 1347-nucleotide messenger RNA. Its product is annotated as Coatomer subunit gamma. Gene Ontology annotation, cellular component: endoplasmic reticulum; endoplasmic reticulum-Golgi intermediate compartment; COPI vesicle coat. The coding region runs from base 1 to 1347 and encodes 448 amino acids. The record is from RefSeq and is a predicted model, not a curated record. Gene Ontology annotation, biological process: intracellular protein transport; intra-Golgi vesicle-mediated transport; protein secretion. The transcript is spliced from 9 exons. NCBI's taxonomy places the organism in Eukaryota, Fungi, Basidiomycota, Agaricomycetes, Agaricales, Mycenaceae.